Choloepus didactylus (southern two-toed sloth) is the source of this 418-nucleotide messenger RNA. Its product is annotated as riboflavin kinase-like. Gene Ontology annotation, cellular component: mitochondrion. The record is from RefSeq and is a predicted model, not a curated record. Gene Ontology annotation, molecular function: riboflavin kinase activity. NCBI's taxonomy places the organism in Eukaryota, Metazoa, Chordata, Mammalia, Pilosa, Megalonychidae. The transcript has a single exon. Gene Ontology annotation, biological process: riboflavin biosynthetic process; FMN biosynthetic process. The coding region runs from base 1 to 387 and encodes 128 amino acids.
AUGAGGCAUCUGCCCUACUGCUGCUGUGGCCAUGUGGUGUGGGGUUUUGGUGGCAUCUGCAAGCAAUUGGGCAUCCCCACUGCUCAUUUUCCUGAACAAGUAGUAGAUAAUCUUCCAGCUGAUAUAUCCACUGGCAUUUAUUGUGUUUCAGCCAGUGUUGGAAGUAGAGAUAUCCAUAAAAUGGUAGUGAGCACAGGAUGGAACCCAUACUUCAAGAAUACAAAAAAGUUCAUGGAAAGUCACAUUGUACAUACCUUCAAAGAGAACCUUUAUGGGGAAAUCCUCAAUGUGGCCAUCGUUGGCUAUCUCAGACCAGAAAAGAACUUUGAUUCUUUAGAGUCACUUAAAUCAGCAAUUCAAGAUGGUAUUGAGAAAGCUAAGAAAUGACUAGAAUUACAAGAACAUUUGAAACCCAAAG